Messenger RNA from Synchiropus splendidus (mandarinfish), 5155 nucleotides. It is a transcript of the gene echdc2, whose product is annotated as enoyl CoA hydratase domain containing 2. Gene Ontology annotation, molecular function: enoyl-CoA hydratase activity. Lineage: Eukaryota; Metazoa; Chordata; Actinopteri; Syngnathiformes; Callionymidae. Gene Ontology annotation, cellular component: mitochondrion. The transcript has 12 exons. The record is from RefSeq and is a predicted model, not a curated record. Gene Ontology annotation, biological process: fatty acid beta-oxidation. Bases 66 to 1130 code for a protein of 354 amino acids.
GGCAAGAAACUUGGACAGGCUUUUCUUUCCUGCCACUGGAUAACAACACUUAUGCAUUAGCAUCAAUGACUGCUUUGAGUCGUACAUUUUCGAGCUCGGGACACCUGUUGUCCUGUAGGAGACUGGUGAUCACGCUGGUGGGAAAUCAUUACCGGCAUCCUGCAGGAGUGCUGGCCGCCGCAGGUCAACCGCUGACGGGCUUCAGGCAGCAGCAGCGCCGGGGGCAGCACUCGGAGCCCAAUGAUGAUGUUGAGGUCUACUCCAAACGCUUGGAGGGCGAAGACGAAGGUAUUGUGGAGGUCGUGAUGUGUCGCCACAAGGCAAGAAACGCCUUGGGUCAUGUGUUUGUGUCACAGAUGAGGGAGGUGGUGUCCUGCAUGUCCCAUGACUCAGCCGUGCGUGCUGUUGUGUUCAGGAGUUUAGUGCCGGGGGUCUUCUGUGCAGGUGCUGACCUGAAAGAGAGAGCGUUGAUGGACAACUCUGAGUCUGAUCUGUUUGUCCAUGGCUUGAGGUCCCUCAUGACUCAGAUCGCUGUGUUGCCAAUGCCCACACUCGCAGCAAUGGACGGCGUGGCUCUUGGAGGAGGACUGGAGUUAGCAUUAGCCUGUGAUCUUCGCGUUGCCGCGGACUCGGCACAGAUGGGGCUGAUUGAGACGACACGAGGGCUUCUCCCAGGGGCCGGUCAGAUGAGUGGCAGUCAUACUCCUGUGGAAAUAAGCGAUGAAGCAUCUGGAAAAUUUGACCUUGUGGUGCUUUGUCCUGCAGGGGGCAGUCAGCGGCUGCCACGUAUGGUGGGCCUGACCAAGGCGAAGGAACUCAUCUUCACUGGUCGACGCUUUGGAGGGCAGGUCGCUCUGGAGAUGGGGCUGGUAAACAGUGCUGUUAAGCAGAACCAGACCCAAGACGCUGCCUACAGAGAAGCAAUCUGUCUGGCCAGAGAGAUUCUGCCGCAGGCGCCAAUUGCCGUGCGGAUGGCGAAAGAGGCAAUGAACCGAGGCAUGGAGGUUGACAUCACCUCAGCGAUGGCGAUAGAGAGGAUGUGUUAUGCUCUGGUCAUUCCAACCAAGGACAGACAGGAGGGCAUGGCUGCCUUCAUAGAGAAGAGACCCCCCCGGUACACAGGGCAGUAAUCUCCAUCUAUGGGGCAGCUGCUUAAAUGCAGUGAUCGUAAUUAUGUGUCAACUUCUGGAGCAAAAACAAACUCUGUAAUUAGCACUGUUUACAUCCGGAGAUGAGCAGAGAUUUAGAUGUCCACAGAUAAAGCCGAUCCUAUGUGAUAGCUGCACUGACAGGUCAGCCAAAUAUAUGUUUUUAAAGGGAGUCUCACACGUGUACACAUUUUGUUUUUUUGUAUUGGUGUAACACCCUCAUGCUUCAUGAAAUGGCAGACGCCCCCCAAACCUUUUGGCACCAUGGACCCUUAUGUAUAGGUGUGAAUCAUCCGUUUCAAUGAGUCAGUGGUUCAAACAGGAAAUUUCUUUUCAAUACAGGCUCUUGGAUCUGUCUGGUGUCUCAUUGUUGACUGGUUCUCCCCUCUCAAAUGAGCUCUCCAGUGACAUUUUCUUGCGGGAUAUUUCAGCAAGAAUUAGCUUGUCAACAUAGUGAUGCAUGGAAACACUCUGUGCCCAAGACAAGCGCAUGAGUGACUAGAAAAGUCUCAGUUUUCCAAAAUAAAAUACGUGGAAGACAAGUCACAAAUAGACCACAAUCCCGUUCAGAUCUGCUGUGCGCCACUUGGGCACUUCUUUUUCUUCAGUCUUUGGAGUUCAAAUUCUAUUACUGAUAUGACUGGAGUUUACACAACCUCUUUAAGAACAAAAACCCCACGCAGCAUUCAACAUAACCAAAUGUUCUCUUCACUUUAGAUGCUGGUGGAUGUCCACCCAAUUUUAAAAAUGAGGCAAAAUAUGGACUUCAGUGCAUUUUUAGUCUUAUCACUUAUCAAUGUUUCACAGAAUUGUUUUUGGCCAUUAAUCCUCAGAGAAGUAAGUCCUGGAAUGACCCCAGUCAGACCUACAAUGCAAAAUUGUGUCACUGUUUUGCCAGCUUGAUAUUGCUCCUGGAGAGCUGUAGGAGUCAGGGAAGGGGAGAUGCUGGCUUGUCUCGCUUCCUCAGUGACCCAAAAUUGGACAUCGAAGAUGAUGAAUGACUGAAUUGACAGGUCUACUCCAACUGUCAGUAACAUUUGAGGUUAAACUGCUCACAAACGUUGUUCACAAGAAAAAGGCAAGUCUUAUAAUCCAGCUCAUGGGAAUAUACAUUCUUUAUUUUUCCAACCAUAAAAACAGGAUUCAUCAGCAGCCAAAUAACACACGCACCACUAGUACAUUUCUUGUUUUCUCAUUCAAAUUGUCAAACACUGGCCGGUUUCAAGUAAACAAUCUGGAUGAACACAGCAGACGCUUCCCAUAAAAAAAACUCCUGUGUCAGGAAUACCUGUGACAAUUUAUCAACUUGAGUAUGUGUCAGACAAUAUUAUGAUGAAAUCAACUGGCAUCAUUGCAUAUGCAUGAUCAAGGAGCAUCUUCUUUUUUAACUUCCAAAGUGAUAUUUUACCAGGAACCGUUAUUUGAAUCAUGAUAUUUAGCAAGUUGCUUUAAAAAAAAUCAAUUAUACACCCCAUGACGUACCGCCACACUUAGUUAUUGGCCAGAAACCUUGAACCAUCACAGUAAAAAUACAUUAACCAUGCCACCAGUUUGAAACGGCCCGAGACAAACCAUUACUCCAUAACAAACCAUAUUACUAUGUACAAAUGACAAACUGUUGUACAGAGGUACAUACACACGUUCUCAUAGUGAAGUUAGGUACUGGAAAGCUCAUAUUUUUAACAUAUUUACACUCUUUUCUCAGUGAAAAAAAAGGAAAAAAAAACCAAAACAAACCAUCUGUGCCAUUUCCACUAGACAGAAGAUGACACCUACAUCUGGAUCUUAAUAUUUCAUAGUGCAAGUGGUAUUGCUGCUUUGAAACUCGGAACAAACUCAUCAAGCCGAGAGCCAGAUGUGGAGGAAAGUGCUUUUAAAAACAAAAAAAAAAAAAAAAAAAAACAGGACGGGGACAGUUGGGCAGAUAAUCAGGCAUUCGGACUAACACCAGCAUGCUUGAGCUCACCUCAUCAUCAUGCAUUCAUUGAAUGAGCUGAAACCAACAAGGUUUGACCUCUAAGGUCAGCCACUUUCUAUUAACCAGAAGCAUCACUCUAGAACGUAGCUGGCAUUGGUGCAUUGUCAGAACACUUGACACUCAACUCUUCUAUAUUCAAAGGUUACUACCUUUUGAGCUUCUGACAAGAUUAGUACACAGAAUUCAUCUUUGUUUUGCAAUCAAGAAAGUAUAUAAAUAGGUGUAUGUGCAAAGGCUUCUCUUUGUUUAAUGUCCUUAGCUUUAUGAUAAAGUGUGUCCGUGCCUGUGAUAUGCAUUCGCACAACUCCUCUGCUGUUACGCUGUAUAUCCCUCUUUUUGUGGAGGCAGCGCCUUAUUCUGAAAGAAAGCAUUCAGAGAAUAAGAGAACAGUGCUUGUAUGUGCGAGUACAAUGGCUGCUGUUCACCUGAGGGUUCACUGAGGCGGUGGGCGACGGACCGCAGGUGCUUGUGCAGGCUGACCGGUGCGCACUCUGUGGCGCUGUAGGCUGUCCAGAAUGCUCUCUGCCAACAGUUUGACAUCUCGGUGGGUUUGAGGGUUUGUGUGGACGCACUCCAGCUGCUGCAGCCCACCUUCCUCCAACAACAUGCUGCAGUAGCGGGAGGCUGUAGACACAGUCGUCACAGGUGUGCCACUUUGCUCUCAAGAUAGCUGGGAUUGGCUCCAUUCACAAACCCCAUAAUGGAAUCCACUGAAGAAGAGAAUCUUCAUCCUCAUCUCUCAAGCAACAAGGACAAUGACUGGGCCCCAUCAUUGUUGUUUACAGCAGGAGCGUGAACACCACUCCUGGUUCCUCUGCUAUUUGCAGUGUAUUUUCUACUGUAGCUGCUACCACAUCUGCCGCUAUUUCCGCUACUGUCCUGCAAACUGUGCCCAAGCCUCCACCAUUUACGAUCACAGAAUGGGAGUCAGUCAAACUAACUCUUGCUCUCUUACUCCCCUACUACGUCUUCUCAACAAAGGGGCAGUUUUCAUUUCAUAUUUACUCCAAAGCUCAGACUGAAGUUACAUGUAGCCGCCGCCUGCUGGUGUAAAUUAGCACCUACACCAGGCUCCAUUUUUGCAGCUUUGCCUGUUUAUAUCCUUUGAUGUUGGGUAUUAGAAUUUUGGGAUGAUGAUGCUCACAGGGUUAAUGUAAUAAGCUCUGGCAGAAAUCUGUGAGGCACUUGAAGCAAAGAGUCAUAACCAGAGUGAUGUAAAGAUGUUCCACUCACCAUUCUUGCUGCAAACAUGCUGCAUGGCCCACGCCGCCCACAGCUGGACACCAGGGGUGUGGAAACAUUCCAGCAAGGGGAAGAAGGGAUUAAAAGACCUAAAAAUGAGAGACAAUAUGAAGACGUCAACAACACAAGACUGUCGGAUUCAAACAAUAUAUCUGACACCAGACUUUACAUGGGGGAUGUUAAAAGGGUUACAGCAGGGUAGAUUUUUAUUUAUUAUUUCGUUUCCCAAUAGAAAUAAACUAUGUCUGACUAUACAGUUGAGCUUUGGUCCUUGAACUGGGCAUGUGACAAAUACAAUUUCAAAGAGACACAGCUAAGUGUAGACUGCUUAUAAGAUUAUAUUUCACCAGCGAAUAAACAGACUUUCAAAUGCCACAAUGAUGGCCAUAUGUCAAGCCUGAAUUAGAUGAAUUACAUUGCUUUGUUAUUGUCUUCACACAACUUUAACUCAAAUUGAGAACUAGUACCUGUAGGCAACCAUUUCAAACUCUGGUGCAGGCCACUUCAUGAUGACAUCAUGCUGUGAUAACACACACACACAAUCAGAAGGUUUAGUCAAGUGCAAUCAUUCACACUGACGGACACCGAAUCCUUUCUACCAGUUGUUCCAGCAGCGAUGAGCGAAGGUCAGCGCUCAGCGUCCAGGCCUGCUCUCCUCGUGACGUCAAGUGUGCGAGGAUACCAGCAGCAAAGUAGCUGACCUCCACCUCUGGACUGUGCAGCAGACUGCUGAUGUGGUCCAGGAAGCUUUGAACCAUUAACUCCCCAUGCAGUUCUCCCACCUCCG